AUGGCUUUUGAAUUUGAGUUGCAUCAACCACCAUGCGAUGUCUCAUUUUUAGCUGUUGUGAAUGGUCCUGUACUUUACAAUGCAGAUGACAGUAAAAGUAAAGCUGUGAAGGAGGCGACAAUUAAACAGAUUGGAUGGCAUCACUUACAUCUUCCAGAGGAAUGGUUCUUAUCCACACAAUCACAUGAGUUAACCGAGCGAGUGUGUACAACAAUGCAGUGUACCAUCCAAUAUCUCUCCUAUCGUCAGCAAAAAUUACAUGCCGAUAUGGUGAAGAUGCAACAACAAUUAGAUGAAAUGCGAGGGGAACGAGAUGAGGCGUUUGAGGAACUUGUGGAAUUACGAGAGGUGGUGGCUCUCAUUAAACAACGAUAUGGAUUAGACCGUAAAGGAAAAUCUCUUCCACAUUCCUUUAUGGAGAAAUCAGGGAUGUCCUUUACGUGUUCGCUCUGCGGUAAUGCGUAUCCCUCAUCCUCGUCGCUGGAGUCGCACGUGGUGAAGCGACACCGCCGCGGUCAACAAUACGCCGCCAUCACCGCCGCCUCUGCAAGACUGCAGAAGAACAGUAAUGACAAUAAUAAUAAUAAUAAUAAUAAUAAUAAUAAUAAUAAUAAUAAUAAUAGAAUGAGUAAUAAUCAUCAUCAUAAGGCGGUGGGUUGGGAUAAUAAUACGGUUGCUGAGGAACUCGCCACACUACGGGCCGAGUUAGUGGCUCUCCGUUCAACUCUUCACACAGAGCGUGAGGACAGACGUUCAGAGGCACGAUCAUCUCUUCUUUCUCCCAUUAAUGUAGUAGCAUUACCAAUGACUCAGGUUCCUAGUAUUACUUCUAUUCCAGAUACCGUACGAUCAUCCUCAGCACAGCAAGAGCAGCAGAAUAAAUCCAUUCUUGCACUACAAGAAGAGUUACAAACAACUAAAUCUCGUCUGGCACAUAUGGAAGAGGCAUUAGUUCGUCAUGAAAAAUCAAAAGGUAAGAAAGAAGAGAAACAAACAACUAUAUCAACUUCAAGUAAAGACCAAUUGAAGAUAUUAGAGACAAAAGAUUCUUCAUUGGUGACAGAAAAAGUAAGUACUUCUAAUUCUGUCGAUAAUCCUGAUGGGGGGUACGAUAAAUCUAUUGUAUUCUAUUCUAAUCGUACUCCUAUAUCAAAUAAAGUGGAACAGGAAAAUCCAAAGAACAAUUUAAAACUAUUAAAUGAAAACGAAUUAAAUGUUUUCUCUCCUAAACAAGAUGUACGUUUACCCUACUAUGGUGUCGCUUCUUUACAUUCGCCACAAUCCUCUUCUCAUCCCCCUCUACGAUUAGAAAAAACACAAUCUCCAUCAUCUGAUGAACCUGAUCCACCUCGCUCUAAUUCUCCAAUAACUUGUAGUAAGCAUGCAACACCGUUAUUAAGGAAAAUUCGUGCUUUUGCUGCUGAUGAAUCCAUAACAGAUCCUAUUCAAAAUAAUAAAGAAGCUUCAAUUGUACAAUAUACAUAUGCAACUCCUCGAGAGAAUUCUUCCUAUGCAGGAUUGGGUAGUUUUCUCACUGAAGGUACUUCUCAUUUGAGCCCUGGGACUUUUUCACUUAUUGGUGAUGCGUUGGUUCGAACACAAAGGAAUGUAAAACCUCAAAGCAUUUCUGGGUUAGAGGAGAAACCAUCACAUAGGGAUGGUAUUAAUAGUAAUAAUAAUAACUCUCCUCCAGGUAAACUACCGUCUUCCUCAUUUUUUUCUGAAAAUAAAUCUGUAGUUAAUCCAUCACCUGCACCAAAUGGCAUAAAUUCUUUUGUAUCGUCUGAAGGGGAAGUACGUUAUUCCCUUGGUAGUCUUAUUCAGUCUUCUGUAAAAGAUUACUCUGAUACUAAGCGAGAUUCAGAUUCCAGGAGUAGUACUACUAGCUCUACUUAUACAUCUACUGAUGAAAGCAGUUCAUCGCAACCUUCUGUCAAGGUGAAAAAACAGCAAAAUACAUCACAAGUCUCACAUGCUGAAAGUACUCAAUCUAACAAAAUGGAGAAGGGUCCAACUGGAAAGGCAAAGAAGAAAAAAGUAUCAUUUAUUUCAAAACUAUUUGGGAAGCACAAAAAAUGA
Messenger RNA from Trypanosoma theileri, 2079 nucleotides. RefSeq names its product zinc finger protein. Bases 1 to 2079 code for a protein of 692 amino acids. Lineage: Eukaryota; Euglenozoa; Kinetoplastea; Trypanosomatida; Trypanosomatidae. The record is from RefSeq and is a predicted model, not a curated record. The transcript has a single exon.